AUGAAGUUUGUUCUUUAUUCUAUAUUGUUUUUGUUAUCAAAUAAGAAAGCAUCAGGAAACCAAUUUCCCACUAUAGGCCUCACUUCACAUCUGCCAGCCUCCCUUGGCAAAUCGAACACCCCUUUAGCUGGUUGGAAGAGGAGGAGAGUGGAUGCAUGCGCCCAAUACAAAAAAGCAGCAGCAGCAGCAUGCUUUCCCGUGCGCUCCUCCUUACCCGUUGUGGGUGGCGAAUACGCGUUCGCGGUCACGGUUGGCCUCGGGACACCUCCAACAACAAAAUCCCUCAUUCUCGACUCCACCACCGACAUUAUGUGGACUCAAUGCAUGCCGUGCCUUGUGAACUUUAGGCCUCAAAGAGAGCCGAUAUUCGACCCUCAUAAGUCGAGUUCGUACUCCGCCCUCCCGUGCAAAUCCCCCCAAUGCUCUCUUCUCGAUGACGAGACCCAAUUUGGCCCUAGCUGCUCCCCACAACGCAAGUGCGUCUACUACGCCGCAGACUCUUACUACACUGGCUCCAUUGGAUUCUUGAGUAUGGACAAACUUAGCCUACACCCAGUUAAUACCAACUCUAAAAGUAGUACUACUGCCGAUAUGCUGUUUGGGUGUAGCCAAUCCAGUUGGGGAGAUGUUGUUGGUCUUGAAGCCGGAUAUAUGGGCCUCGGCAAGGGCAACUUGUCCAUUGUCUCCCAAACUGCUGCAAACGGCUACUUCUCCUACUGCCUCCCUUCCAACACCACCUCCCAAGGCUUUCUUGCACUUGGAAAGGGCAGUUGUGAUGAUAGAUAUAACACUAAUACCACCAAAUUCACACCCUUAAUUGCCAGCCCGGAAAGUGACACAUAUAGUUCAAGUUACUUCAUCGACACUAUCUCUAUAGCCGUGGAUGGACGCAACUUGGAGAUAAGCCCCGCGGUCUUCUCGGGAGGCACGUUGAUAGACACAGUAAGCACUUUCGGCCUUCUCCCUCCGCAAGCAUACGCCCCAUUAAGCCAUGAAUUCAAGAAGCAGAUGAUCAACCACUACCGAUUCACAUCCGCACCCCCUCACACAACCAAACAUAAUUACACUCUGGAUACUUGUUUUUUUACUCCUAAACCUAAUACCACAAAACCCACCAGUGUCCCGGUCGUCACCUUCACCUUCAGGGACAAUGUGGAAGUCGAUUUGGAUGCUGCUGGAACACUGUUUGUGGUCAACGAAUCAAUAGUGUGCCUUGCAUUCAUGGGAGAUACUAAUAAUCCUCCGGUAGUUUUCGCCAACACUCAACAGAAGACGUACGAGGUGGUGUUCGAUGUAGCCGGAAACAGAGUUAGGUUCGUCCCCAACCGCUGCCCUUAG
This is a messenger RNA of Striga hermonthica, 1338 nucleotides long. The record is from the annotation of a GenBank genome assembly. Lineage: Eukaryota; Viridiplantae; Streptophyta; Magnoliopsida; Lamiales; Orobanchaceae.